CCCGGAAACGGCGCCUGCGUGCGGGCAGUAUACGUUCGUGUGUGUGACAGCCAGUUCAAAAGGCGGAUCAGUAUUAUGUGUAGUGUGUCGAGUUAGCAUGACAAAUUGCCCGCCACUGCAGCGAGAUUAAUUAUCCUUUCCCAGAUUGCCGAUAAAAGUGAGAGCGUGCGCGCAAUUUCUUCUAACACGUUAUAGCAUCGCGCGUUUGCCGGGCUGGCUACUUAUCGCUCGUAUUUACAUACAAUGCCGGUAUUAUCCAACAGCAACAUAAUACCCUUAUCGAUUGCCUGUAUUGUACGCUACGGCAAUCGAUGAUAAUUUCUCCAAUGUUGUGUGGACAUAAUCUUUCACUGCGUUUUCGUCCGCUCGCGAUCUGUUGAUUUAUGUAGUAUUUUUUUUCCUGGACGGGAAAAUGUUCAAUGUGUUGAUUGCGUUGUUGAGCGUUAGCGCGGCGUCAGGAUGGACCGCCCGGCGGCUAGCGCCGUUGCCGGCCCCGGCCGUCGUCCGUCCGCCGCAGACCUACUCCACCGCCACCCACAGGAUGAUGGAUGUGCGGACCACGCGCGAUGUGGAAUGGGCGGCCACGCUCAACGCCCACAAUGCGUCGCUGCUGCAGUAUAAUUAUGCCGUCUUCUUCGACGCCGGUUCCAGCGGGACGCGCAUGUAUAUUUACCACUGGAACGAGGUGAUGAACAAUACCGGCCUGGUCACCCCGCAGAACGAUGCGCGGAACUGCAGCACACGGCUAAGCGAUUUUCGUGACGAGCCGGAAAGGGUCGGACCCAGCCUGAAAGCCUGCUUCGAUUUUGCCGCGCAGAGCAUUCCAGCGGAUAAGCACACCGCGACACGGGUUCGGUUGGGAGCCACAGCCGGCAUGCGAAUCGUUGCCACGGAAAAUGCCACUGCCGCUAAUGGAGUAUUGACCGCCAUCUACCAGUAUCUGCGAGCCAAUUACAAUUUUUCCGUCACCGAGGGUGACAUUCACAUACUGCCGGCUGAAGACGAAACAGCCUACGUCUGGGCGGCUGUCAAUUACGCUGCCAAAGUGCUACAGGAUCCGCUGGAACGCAACAACACAUGGACUUCAUUGUACAUGGGCGGCGCCUCCACCGACGUCUCCAUGGAUGUCAGCAAGCGGGACAGUACAGCGACAGCCGGAUUGGCUGCCGAUUACUCCUUAACCCUCUUCGAUCAUACGUUUCCGUUAUUCAUUAAAAAUUUUAUCUGUUACGGGAAAGAUCAGGCCUUCCUGCGCUAUCAAGCGCUGCUGGUGAAGAGCAGCAAUUUCGUCAGUCCGGUGUAUAAUCCCUGCGGGGCCUGGAAUCACACGAUUAUCGUCCGCCAUAAGGAUCUCUUUAAUGCCGCCUGCAGUACGGUGCGUGUGCCCGAGGAGCUGACGAGCCAGGAGAGCUAUGAGAUUAUCGGGACGGCGGAUUUCCAGGGCUGCCGGAAUAUGACGCGGCGACUGUUUAUGCUGGAUUUUGCGCUGCAGCCGGCGCAGUGCCCGUUUAACGAUGCUGGGACGUGUCCGCUGGUGACUGGAGGCGGGCAUAUUUUUUACGGACGGUUAUUGGCUUCUGGUGGAUUUGCCUACGAUGCCAGCACACUGAGUCUGCUAUCCAACCGGACGUUUGUCGUCAGUGUGCCGUUUGACAUUGAUGGACAGCGGCGGGCGCUGCAUGAAUUAUGCUCCACACGCUACGUUGACGUCAUGGACAUGGCCUACUCCGCUAAUGUGAAAGCGGAGUUUGCCCUGCGCGCCUGCUUUGACGGGGUGUACAGUGGGACGAUGCUGAGUGAUGUGUACCGGCUGGAUGAUGAGACACUGAAGAAUUCCGUGUUCAGUCGAUCGGUGAAUGAUGAGGAUGUGAGCUGGACGUUGGGAUGGGCGCUAAUCACUUCCGUGACGAAGAAUACGACGGUUACGUCGCCAAACUCUGCCGGUGUAUUGCGAGCGGUUUCACUUUCGGCAGUAUCUUUUCUUGUAUUCGUUCCGUUUCUAUUUUCUUUUGUGAUACACUUGCAAUUUUAACUAAAUUUCAAACUGCAAUGCAAAAACCGAUCAAGCCCGGGUUGUAGAGUUUACGACGACUGCAUUGCAGAGUAGCCAUAUAGGGUAUUCUGAAUUCGAUAAAGCUGCAGGAGAUUCGAAGAAACACGAGCAAUUCAAAGGUCACUAUCGUUGGCACAUUGUUCUGCCGUCACUAUUUUGCUAUAAACUGCAUACGUCAACCGAUUUUUUAACGACAACGGUUGCGUUACGCCCCAUUCGCCCCGUGGCCAAGGUCACCAUGUU
This is a messenger RNA of Paramacrobiotus metropolitanus, 2296 nucleotides long. Its product is annotated as ectonucleoside triphosphate diphosphohydrolase 1-like. Gene Ontology annotation, molecular function: UDP phosphatase activity; GDP phosphatase activity. Lineage: Eukaryota; Metazoa; Tardigrada; Eutardigrada; Parachela; Macrobiotidae. The transcript has 7 exons. The record is from RefSeq and is a predicted model, not a curated record. Gene Ontology annotation, cellular component: plasma membrane. Gene Ontology annotation, biological process: nucleoside diphosphate catabolic process. The coding region runs from base 413 to 2032 and encodes 539 amino acids.